CCAAAAACAAAAAUGCAAUCAAACAUCACCGCUUCAUUAUUCAUAGCGUUGCUUAUAUUUGGAGUAAUCAGUGCAGCUCCAUCUCAUGAAAAAACACACAAAAAAUGCUCUGAUAAAUUAUAUUUGGCGAUGAAGUCGUUGUGUAGUUAUCGAGGUUAUAGUGAAUUCUUAAGAAAUUCUGCAACUAAGUGUUGCCAAGACAAUUGUGAGAUUUCGGAAAUGAUGGCGUUGUGUGUUGUUGCUCCCAAUUUUGACGACGAUCUCCUUCAUUAAAAUACUGUGUAAAAUUUUUAUUGUUUUUAAUAAAUAAAUUAUUUUUUUAACGAAA
Molecule: messenger RNA, 328 nt
Organism: Caenorhabditis elegans
Lineage: Eukaryota; Metazoa; Nematoda; Chromadorea; Rhabditida; Rhabditidae
Gene: ins-12
Product: INSulin related
Exons: 2
Coding region: 13-273 (86 amino acids)
Source: RefSeq, marked reviewed